CAUGGCGGAUGUAGAGGCAACGAAGUCUUUGAGCGGACUGUUGAAUGGAAUAGCUCAAAAAGUGUAUUACAACAACAGCGAAAUCACAGAGGAGCUGCUGAAACAUGAGUUGUAUCACGAGCUGUCGCAGGAGGAGUUCAAGGCUUUGCAUGAGAAAAUGAAAGCCCUCAUCAAGUCUAUUGCCACAGCAGACAUGGACCCCUCCCAGCUGGAGGCCUUCCUCACAGCGCAGACGAAGAGGCAGGGGAGCGGGGGGCUGAGUGCCGAGCAGGCCGCCGCCCUCUCUCGCUUCUGGAAGAGCCAGCGGGUGCGGGUGAGGGAAAGCCUGCUGUCUCAGAGCCGCUGGGAGCCUGGCCUCAGGGGCCUUUCCUGGAGGGUUGACCUCCACACUGCAACCAGCCGGGGGGAUGCAGCACACAGCGGCCCGGUGGCCCUGAUGGAACUGGAGCUGGGCCGAGCGGGACAGGACUCAGAGUUCGUGUGUCUGGAGUUUGAUGAAGCCAAGGUCAACCAGGUGCUGAAGAAGAUGUCUGAUAUCCAGGAAAGCAUCGACAGAAUCGUUCAUCGAACCUGAAACUAAAAGAGAGCUUUUCCUUCGGCAGCAGAGAAAUGUGAAGGUGGGAUUCUGACGGAGAGACGAAGUCAGACCAUCUCGAGCUUUCUCCUCCGGAAAAUUUCCCUCUGCUGAUUUGCCAGGAUGGAUCCAGCAUGGCUCUGCCCACAGACUUUAAAGGCAUCCCGUGUGUGAAACAUAAUCCUCAUUUCAAUACAACUUGUCAUAUAGACUCGUCCACAUAUUAAGGGUCUUGUUGAUGGACCAAAAAAGUGUUGUUUUUUCAACCAACACUAACUCAAAGUGCCAAACGGUUUUUUAUGAGUGAUGCUUCUUUAUGCCCUUUCUGAAAGUGUGUGUUAAAGCAACAUUUUCAAGCAUUUUCUUUUCAAAUACAAUGAAACAGAAACAAAAGUCGUUAAAGCAAACACUGCAACCUAAUUUGAAAAUGAUAAAGAGGCUGAUCUUUAAAUCUAAAGUCAGACAGAACAUAAACUGUUGCUUUAGAUGGAAAGUGCAUUUAAAGUCAACGCAGACAUGUUCAAGAACUCAAAAGCAUUGAUAUUAAUAACUUUGAGUUAAACAAUUUUCCUCUGAUGCUGUUUCUCGAGAAGCAAGUGUUACAAACAACGAUAAUUUGCAUUCAAUCCAAACGCCUUAGCUACUAAAUCAUAAAAUGCUAACAUUAGCAGAAAAUGAUUGUGUCAAUAUUCUGAAUAUGAAUUUUAGCAUUUAGCUCCAAAAAUACUGAUUCUGUCCCACUGGAAAUGCUCACUAAGUAGCUAAUGCUUACAACAUGUGAGCAUUUCAUUCAAACAUUUAAUUCAAUACAACUUUAUUCAUCCCUACAAGUGAAUAUGUGAUGCAUAGAACAACUAAAACCUAUCCAGGAUAUUACUGAGAUGUUAGCAAGGUAGCAUAAGCGUUUAGCUCAAGGUGCAGCUGAUAGCCUUCACUUUAGACUGAUGAACGCUUUCUGUUGUGAACAUUAUUUGUCAUGUACCCGAACAGAGUUUACAUCGUCCUGUUCCUUUAAGGAGACGGCAUCAUCAUCCAUUUCUGAGCCUAGCCUGGUGUCAGGUGGACUGCCUGCAGGGGCAGAUUUCACGUGGCCCAUUAAUUCUUAAGAGGAACAAAAGCCUGCAGGACCUCAGCAGCACUUGAGCAGUUUGAUUGAGGACUUGAUUCGUUAGUUCAGAUUAAUAGUAGCUAUUUAUAUAAAGUCAGUUAGUUAAAUCUGCACUCAGAUCCAGUGGGAUGCAUUGCCUCCCCUAAAGGGAGAGUUCAGAUUUUGUGGGGUCACAGGAAGUACUGUAGCAACGUACUUUGGCACAGUUUGGAUAGACAGAGAAGGAUACCAGCACAGAAUGUAAUCAAGCUGUGGACGGAGGGGGCAUCUAAAUCUAUUUAAGCCACCUUUAAUCUAUAUCAGUGUAAGUGUGCAUUUGGAAUCUUUUCAACGCUUGACAGACCUUUUUUUAAAGAAUAUUUUUGGGCAAACACUGCCUUUAUUGAUAGUGAAAUGGGUAUGAAAUGCGGCAAAUGGAUUUUGAUGCCUCCAUCUGGAGACCAGUACAUCGGCUGCUAGCUCCACCAAACUAGCUACACGGUGGCCCCAAACAGCUCUCUUACUGAAGUCCUUUUCUAUGCUCUCUGCAAAACCACUAGACUCCAUUCAGAGAAAAUGUACUUUUUACAAAGAACAACCGAGUUGCUGGUUGACUUCUGCCUCGAUCUGUGAGUUAGUUUCUGUUCAUUUAUGACUUUGGACGAGUAAACCUUAAAAACGAGUCACACAAAAAUACUGUUAUCGAUGGAGUCUGCAGGCUUUGAAUUCUCUAAAUUAAGUUCUCUGUUGGAAAGGGCUGUCUGAUGGCAGAUUCAAAUAUACAGUACGCUUUAAAUAAUGACGAUUUAUUUUAGAUGGCUAACAAAAUGUAAGCUCCUGCCUCCUAAAGAAUGGCCCUUUUCCCCAACUUCUGAGGGUGCUCAAACCACCAAACUAAGAAUGAUAUUAAUUAGUGAUAUUGCUCCAGAGGUGGGUGGCACUGACAAGCAAUACAAUGAUUGAUAAAUAAACUCUUAAAUCAAUAAAGUAUAAACCAUAAAAACCCUGCUUUUGCUUUCAGGCCAAAAGAUUGCAUUUACAACCCAACCCAAGAUCAUGCUAGGAGAGUAAUGUGAUGAAUGAUACUCUAUUCUAUACUGUCUUAAAUGUGCUCACACACAUAUUUCUGAUUUGUAAUAGUUAUUGUGUUUUGAUUCAAGUGUUUAGUGUUUGCUGGACAUAAAUGCAAGAGAACCCAAACUAUAAUUAAUAAUAUAAAGGAGAUCUGUCAGUGCUUGCUGGGUGCAGAGAAAUAUUCGUUUGUGCACGAUUGAACUUCAUUAAUCAUUUUGAAGGACUGCUCAAUGUAAAUAUGUCCUUGUAUUUGUCAUUAUUGCUUUGUAAUAAACUUCUAAGACAUCUUGUUGGAA
Molecule: messenger RNA, 3031 nt
Organism: Eleginops maclovinus (Patagonian blennie)
Lineage: Eukaryota; Metazoa; Chordata; Actinopteri; Perciformes; Eleginopidae
Gene: commd1
Product: copper metabolism (Murr1) domain containing 1
Exons: 3
Coding region: 2-574 (190 amino acids)
Biological process (GO): regulation of proteasomal ubiquitin-dependent protein catabolic process; positive regulation of protein ubiquitination; negative regulation of protein localization to cell surface
Cellular component (GO): endosome
Source: RefSeq, a predicted model, not a curated record